GACACUGGCCUUUUCCGGGUCGGAGGCGUGGACGAGAAUCACUUCCUGUGACGCCGCGCGCCACUUCCUCCUCAGCUCGCCGUUGGGUCGGUGGGGACACACGCGGCCUCAACAUGCGUAUCGAGAAGUGUUAUUUCUGUUCAGGGCCCAUCUACCCCGGCCACGGCAUGAUGUUCGUCCGCAAUGAUUGCAAGGUAUUCAGAUUCUGUAAAUCCAAAUGUCAUAAGAACUUUAAAAAGAAGCGUAAUCCUCGCAAGGUCAGGUGGACUAAAGCAUUCCGGAAAGCAGCUGGCAAAGAGCUUACAGUGGAUAACUCAUUUGAAUUUGAAAAACGUAGAAAUGAACCUGUCAAAUACCAGCGAGAACUAUGGAAUAAAACUAUUGAUGCAAUGAAGAGAGUUGAAGAGAUCAAACAGAAACGCCAAGCUAAAUUUAUAAUGAACAGAUUGAAGAAAAAUAAAGAGCUACAGAAAGUUCAGGACAUUAAAGAAGUCAAGCAAAACAUCCAUCUUAUCCGAGCCCCUCUUGCAGGCAAAGGAAAGCAGCUGGAAGAAAAAAUGGUACAGCAGUUACAACAGGAUGUGGACAUGGAGGAUGUUUCUUAAAAAUCUUACUCUAUAAUCAUUUCUAUGUGUACAUUUGAAAAUCUCCUUUGGAGACUUAGAAUUUAAUUCUAAAUAAUUAAUUUUUAUAUAAGGUCACUGAAGUGAAAGGUGAUUACAAAUACUGUUCUCCUACAUUGCUAUCUGCAAAGCAUCAGAUUAUGGAUGUUAGAUUGCACCUCAUUGUAAUGUCUUCAUUGAUAGACAUGCUUAUGUAAAUCAUGAAAAUUCUGUUUAUAAAUGCACAAGUGGAUUGUGGACAGAAUGGUCAUGCCUUUUGGAUAAUGGCACUAGGCAGCAUUUUUGUAAUAAAUAAUUACAAAAAUUCAUGGCCAUUGAUAGGUAAAAUCAAAUUUUCUUUGCAGUAAAAUGUUCCCUUUAUUAUGUUAUAGAAGGGAGGAUACAACAAGGAACUAACAAUUUGUAUGGCAAUCUCAAAAUCUUUAAUUUUUAUUUUAGUAUUUUCUGUUUUGAUUUAUUAGCCUAAAGGAGCAUAAUGGCCAAAUACCAUGAAGCCUAGUUAUGCUAAGCUGUUUUGACCUGGUUUACCUGUUCUUGGCAGGUAGUUGUGAGUGUUUGUGAGGAGAGCUGACUAAUCUUUACUUGAAAUGGCACUAUAUUAUUUCUGCUUUAGAGAAUACUCAGUUCUAAUUUGUGAUUCCUGUUAGAGCAAGCUCCCUUCCUUCUCCCCCUGAUGUAGAAGCAAGGAAAUCCUAGUGUCUUAAAAUUUGUUUCGGAGUUUUCUUUCUUUUUAAAAACAGGUUCUUAAUUGUUAUGGAAUAUAGAAUUUAUGGGUAUAACAUCUGCCCAUUAUUUAUACAUAAAAUAAAAACAUUUUUAGUGUGUGCCUAUAUAUUAUUUAAAGAUACUAAAAAAAGUAUGAGGUAUUUUUACUUGGAAGAAAAUAACUUUCUUUACACAUGCUACUGUAUUAGGAAAUAUAGUUAAUUAAAGAGAAAUAUAUGCUUAGUAUUUUGUGUUUCUGUACUUUUAUAUUAUUAUGACUAAGUGUGUUAAGGAUAUUGAAUAAUAGGUUAUCUUUUUUCAGGGAAGAAAUUAGAAUACAUUACAGAUGCUUAGGGUAACAAAGUGAUGGCUAAUUUUUAAUUUUAGUGUCAGGUAGUAAAAAAUUAAUCAGUCUCUGGACCAACUGUUAGAAGACCUGAAUUCCAAUGUGGUUUUGCCUUUGUGUUCUUAUUUAUAAUAAAAAUAUGGCAUAUUUGUAAAUAACAUUAUUGAUGUGAAAAUUAUAGGUGAGGAAAGGUAUUUCUUGAGAUGUUUUCCUAUAUACUGUAUUUGUUUUAAUAUGAGCAUGUUUAAAAUUACAUACUGUUAGGAAGCAACUUUUCUACCUUCCUAUGUAGGGAGGAAGCUGCUGUUGCUUUGAGACAAUCAGUUUUGGAAAUUGGUUGAAUUGAAGAACUGAUGUACUUAGGUUUAGCAUCCUGACAGUUCUCUGCAUCAUCAGGAUUUCACAGUAUUUUGAGAACCCAGAUCUCAUUCUAAACUAUAUGGAUUUACAUGCCACAGUUCUCUCUCUCCUUUCCUCUGAGUUUGGUUGGAUCACUGAGAAGAGUUGGCCAACCCUUUAAAAACAUGGCUUAUGCUUGCAUGGUAUGAUACUUUUAGGCUGCUUCUAUUUCAGCUUAUCUGGCUGAGACCUCUGCUGAGCAGUUAGCAUAACACAAAAGUAUCAAAUUUUCUCGACACUUCCUACACACUUUUAUAUUCUUUAUUUGUUUAAGAAAAUAUAGGAUUGGAAUCAUGGGAAGGGAUAUCCUUCCUACAUUCCUUCUGAUACUUUUAAGAAUGUAGAAAGAAAACUUCCAUGUUAAAACAAUUUCUUGAAAAUAGAAAUCUUGGCUGGUAGCACACUUGCCUAGCAUGUAUGAGGCACUGGGUUCAAUUCUUAGCGCCGCAUAUAAAUAAAUAAAGGUCUAUCAACAAUUAAAAAAAUAUUUUUUAAAAAAUAGAAAUCUUAAGAAGGUGUUUAUCCAGUAGAUAGGAAUUCAAGAAGGGCCAGUCCACUUCACAAUAUCCCACAAAGUAGAUAUCGUGAUUUUCAUUUUGUUGAUGAAAAAAUUUGAGGUCUUUACCACACAGCUAAAAAGAUGGAGGAGAUAGGGACUUGUGUUCACAUAAGUCUGUUUACAGAGUUGCUCUGCUAUACGUGGAAAGGACUUAUUCAGUCUCACAUGAUUGCUAACAGAAGACUCUGCAAGUUAUUUGAGUAACAUUUAACUUGAUUUUGACUUAGUUUCUUUAUCUGAAAAAUAUAAUAAUGGGCUCAACCUUAGGAUUGUAAGAAUUCAAUUAGGAAAUGUACUUCAAGCCACCACCAUAGUAAAUUAGUUAAAAUAUUAGCUUUUACACCUAUUGUGUGAAUUCACAGCAGCAGUUGACUCAGGACAGAGGUGGAGGUAUUAGGGUUUGGGAUAGCUGUGGUUAAAUUGAGUAUGGUGUACUUAAUCCCAAUGUCAAUUUUAGUCUUUAAAUUAGCCAGAAAGUUAAAUUUCUAUGAAGAGCAUCUUGUUUCCCAUUCUUUGAAGAGUGGGAGAGGGAGUACAUUACUGGUUCCUCUUAGUAAUUUAAAAAGAUGAAUAUCCAUAAUUUUAGGGGGUGAUUUAAGUAAUAUAAGGGAUAUUCUUCCUCCCUCCCUGUCCUUCAGCUUAUGUUUUAAAAGGAGAUCUGGGAAAAGGCAUCAGUUUACUCUCUCAUAGAUUGUGUCAAUUCUAAUAUGAAUGAGGACUACUUUGUAAAAGUUAACAUAGUAGCUUGCUGAAUUAAGUGUAUUCAAAGAUAAGGGGGAAAAUCAAUAUUAACUCAUUUUGUAUCAUCCCAGAUGUGGAAUACCUAUAAAAACUUCAAUACAGUAUAUGAUGUACAAUAUGUAAUUACAUAAUGAUUAUUAGUGUUAAUAUAUGUAAGCUCUAGAUUAUAACUUCCUAUCUAUUUUAA
Molecule: messenger RNA, 3560 nt
Organism: Marmota monax (woodchuck)
Lineage: Eukaryota; Metazoa; Chordata; Mammalia; Rodentia; Sciuridae
Gene: Rsl24d1
Product: ribosomal L24 domain containing 1
Exons: 6
Coding region: 114-605 (163 amino acids)
Biological process (GO): ribosomal large subunit biogenesis; translation
Cellular component (GO): nucleolus; ribosome
Molecular function (GO): structural constituent of ribosome
Source: RefSeq, a predicted model, not a curated record